AUGGGAAGAGUAGUGUGGAUGGUUUCGGGGUUUGAUAAGAAAGCAGGGGAGGGAGGAGGAGAGGCAGGAGGAGAGGGGGAAGGAGAGGAGGGAGGAGGGGAGAGAAGAGAGGAGGGAAGAGGGGAGGGAGAUUGCAUGGAAGGCGAGCAAGGGAACGUGGAGGAAGGGGUUGGAGCAGGAGAGGGGAAAGAGAGUGGGAUCGAUAGGGGAGGCAGCAGCAGUGGGGGAGGGGCUGCAGCAGCGGACGGAGAAGAGAAAGGAGAAGAGGGAGGGGUUUUGAGCGGGGGAAAAGAGAGGGAUGGGGAGGAGGGGGCUGCUAUGCCAGGGGCAGGGGCAGGGGCAGUGGAAGGGCCAGGGGAGGAAGCAGUUGGGGUUGAAAUUAAAGGAGAGAAAUGCACAACGACAGAUACGCGAGACCAUUCUUCUGGUUCUCCUCCUCCUCUUGUUGCCACUGGUGCCUCUGCUGCUGCUGCUGCUCCUGCCACCACUCUUCCUCACGCCCCUUCCACUCGUGAGGCUGUCCCCGCUUUGCCUCCCCGGCUGCAGCAGCUGGUGUGGUUCGAUCUAGGGGAGUAUCAGUUUGCACGGGGGGAUAUCUGGCAAGCGGCCCGGCUGUUUGCAGCAUGCGAGGCUGGAGCGAGAGGGGAGGGUGAGAGGGAGUGGCAGGGCGAGGGGGAAGGUGAGAGGGAGCUGGAGGGCGAUGGGGAGGGGCAUGGGGAUGGGGAUGAGGAUGGGAAUGGGGAUGGGGAUGGCCAUGGGCAUGGGAAGGGGGAAGGGGGGAGGUUGGGAAGGGAAGAGGGCGAGGGUGAGGGGGGAAUGAAGGGUUUUGGAAAGGCUGAUGGGGAUAGGGAGGAGACGAUGGGAAUGGAGGGAGAGGUUGUUGCAAAGGCGAGUUGUGGGGCGUCUCAGGAGAGGAAGAGGGGGCAAGAGGGAGUUCCAGGGGCAAGAGAGGGAAAGAGGUCUGGAGGGAAGGAGAGGGAGGAGGUGGGGGAGGGAGAGAAGGGAGAGGAGGGAGAGGAAGAAGAAGGGCGGGAGGAGCGGGAGGGGAGAAAGGGGGAAAAGCAAAAGGCAGAAGAGGGAGCAGAGGAGGAUUUGGAGAUGAAAGAGGGGGACAGAGAAGGGGAAGGAGUGGGGGAGGGAGAGGGGAACAGAGAGGGAGAGAGAAGGGGGGAGGGAGAGGGUGAGGGGGAGGGAGAGGGGGAGGGAGAGGGGGAGAGGCGGGGAGAAGGGGAGUCAGCAAAGGGGCAGAGACCUGUAAGAGUGGCUAGUUUUGGAUGCAAAGUGGAGGUAGAGGAGGAGCGGAAGGCAGAAGGAGUAGAGGCAGGGGUGGGGGAGGAGGAGGGGGAGGAGGGAGAGGAGGAGGAGGAGGAGGAGGAGGAGGAGGAGGAGGAGGAGGAGGAGGAGGAGGAGGAGGAGGAGGAGGAGGAGGAGGAAGAGGAGGAGGAGGAGGUGGAGGAGGAAGAAGAGGAGAGAGGGUAG
Closterium sp. Yama58-4 is the source of this 1479-nucleotide messenger RNA. The record is from the annotation of a GenBank genome assembly. Lineage: Eukaryota; Viridiplantae; Streptophyta; Zygnematophyceae; Desmidiales; Closteriaceae.